AUGAUGUGCAAGUUCGAAAUUUUGCAUCUUAGUCUGGUUAAGAGGAAUGCUGCUGUGCUACAGCUUCCCAUUUUCAGAAUGCUGGUGAAUGAUGUUGAUUGCUUAUGGCAACAAGCCUGCCUACCAGGAAAUCUCACUUGGUUGGGGAAGCAGCUCAUAUACAAGAUCAGGCCAGAUCCACUGACAAUGGAAUCCAAAAACCUCGGUUAUCAAAACUCAACUGGAACAGCACUGAACCUGCAAUUUCAAGCCCUCAUGGUCAGUCAGCAAUUGUGUGGUAUUUUCAGCCAUCAUGUCUGGUUAAGAGUGCUGUUUUACUUCGUCAUCACCAUCACCUAUAGAAAAACUUCAUCAUCACCAUCAGCAAUACCAAGAAAGUUUAUGAAACUUUAUGGAAGUGAACUGCCAGACUCAGUGUGCCUUAGGGUCCCAAGUGGUGCAGUUUGGCAAGUAGGAUUAUCAAAACAUGGUGAAAAUGUUUGGUUGCAAAAUGGUUGGCGAGAAUUUUCAGAGUAUUAUUCUCUGGAUUACGGUCACUUGCUGGUAUUUGAACUUGAAGGAUGUAACCAAUUUAGUGUAUUUAUGUUUGAUAAGAGUGCCACGGAGACGAAAUAUCCAUACAAUAAUCCUGUCUGCAGUGAGGAGCCUAAACACAACGGAGAAUAUAACGAGCCUAAUAUGAGAGAAAAAACUGAGGAUGACGACUCUAUCGAAAUGUUAGGUAGAUCACCUUUGCCAUGCUCUUAUUCUCAAAUGAAGAUGAAACAUGAUUCAACCAGUCAAAUAGAGCAAAAAUGCUCAUUGACAUCCAAGAUAUAUGUCGAAGCUUGCAAGAGAGCUAGUGAUUUCCAAUCAGUAUAUCCUUAUUUCAAGGUGGUUUUGGGACCAACUUAUCUUCAUAGAGGAAAUGGAUUGGCGAUACCGGCGGCCUUUGCCAAGAAAUAUCUCACAGAAAAGCGAAUGGAUAUCACCCUCUAUGUUCCCGAAGGGAGAACAUGGUCAGCCAAAUGCCAUCGCAGGGAUAAACGGUUCUACCUCAUCCAUGGCUGGCAUAAAUUUGCAUGUGACAAUGGUUUAAAAGUUGAUGAUGUUUGUUUCUUUGAGUUGAUUAAGAUCUCUGAAAUCAAAUUGAAAGUUGCUAUUUUCCAAGUGAAUCAUGGUAUCCAUUUUGCACAAGGCCAUGAAAGUACGCCCAAAAGAGUUUCGCACAUGAAGAAAAAUUGUUCGCAAUAUUCUACUAGGUUGAAGACUGGGACUUCACAUUGUUGCAUGCGAGAAUCCGGAGAGGGGGAUAAAACUUUAAUGAAAAACGGAGGCAUGUCUACUGGUUUGAGAUGCCCAAAAGCUGAGGUUGUUGAGCAAACACUGUCGUUGAAUUCCAAAGAAAUUAGUCAAGCUUUCGAGCGAGCAAGAGCUUUCCAAUCCGAAAAUCCUUUUUUCAAGCUUCUCAUACAUCCAAGUUAUGUUCCUGGAGCAGUUGGAUUCGCAGGAGUGACAAUACCGAGCAAAUUCGCCAGGAAGUAUCUCAGGGAAAUGCAAAGUGAUGUCACCCUAUGUGUUUCAGACAAGAGAGUUUGGACUGCUGAAUACCGUCAGUCUGCAAAUAAAUCAUAUUCAAAGACAAAACUCUACCAUGGCUGGAGGGAAUUCGUGCGUGACAAUAGUUUAAAAGUUGGUGAUGUUUGUGUCUUCGAAUUGAUUGAGAUCUCCAAAAUAAAAUUCAAAGUUGUUAUUUUCCGAGUCAUUGAAGAUCUAAAUAACCAGCAGUCACUCGGCCAUGGAAGUGGACCGAAUCGAGUUGAGCCCAAGAGAAGCUUGGAGAAAAAUACUGUAUCUGAUUGUGCUUGCAAUCUUGGAGAGCCAUGUAUUGAUUUUAGGACCAAUCGACAAGCAAAGAAACUGAAGCAGAAAUUUGACUGUAAGGAUGAAACUUUGCAUUAAGUUUUGGCACUUGAAACUAUCCAGCAUACUCCAACAAGAUUGCCGGUGGCCACCUUGCAUUCGUCUCUCUGAGCUGACUUAGAGCAAUGUUGCUGUGCUUAAGGUUUCCUUUUCAUAAAUGCUGCUUAACUAGGUCGAUUGUUUUGUUAAGAACUUAAAUUGUAUGUUCUAUCCUUAAUGGAUUAGUAUGACUGUAUGAAAACUUCAAAUUUACUGGUUUAUUUGCCACCAUGCAUUCACUUUUA
Tripterygium wilfordii is the source of this 2186-nucleotide messenger RNA. Its product is annotated as B3 domain-containing protein LOC_Os12g40080-like. The coding region runs from base 1 to 1941 and encodes 646 amino acids. Lineage: Eukaryota; Viridiplantae; Streptophyta; Magnoliopsida; Celastrales; Celastraceae. The transcript has 10 exons. Gene Ontology annotation, molecular function: DNA binding. The record is from RefSeq and is a predicted model, not a curated record.